Theileria orientalis strain Shintoku is the source of this 1275-nucleotide messenger RNA. RefSeq lists its product as uncharacterized. The record is from RefSeq and is a predicted model, not a curated record. Gene Ontology annotation, cellular component: membrane. The coding region runs from base 1 to 1275 and encodes 424 amino acids. NCBI's taxonomy places the organism in Eukaryota, Apicomplexa, Aconoidasida, Piroplasmida, Theileriidae. Gene Ontology annotation, biological process: protein insertion into membrane. Gene Ontology annotation, molecular function: membrane insertase activity. The transcript has 2 exons.
AUGUCGAGCUCCCUUUUCCCUCGACAAAUAAAAAAACCUCUAGGUUAUACAAUUAAUAAUUUAAGUAAAACUAGAGGUUACUUAGGGGUUUCUCACAAUUUUGUGAAUGGCUUAAACUAUCCAAAUGGAUUGAAUAAUUGUACUAUAUCUCGACUAUAUAAACCUGAUGUAAAUUAUUUUUGUUGUAAUAACCAGUUUUUGUCAUUUAAUUUUAGUAAUUAUCGCAUAAGAUUCUUUUCAACGGGGCCGGAGCACAUCCAAGAUUCCGUUGAUGCAGCUGGAGCGGAUGGAGAAUCUCAAGAUAACCUUCUGAACGCAGUUAAGGCUUAUUCUACUCAAAGUGGCGAUAACAUUAAAGAAUUAGCUGAGGAGCUCGGCAUAGAGUCUGACAUAGGCAAGGAAAAGCUGAGUUUGGAGGAGCUGUAUGAGAUUCCAGACUACCAGGAGUACCUCCUGUCCAGAAUAACAGAGGUUAACGGCACCAAAAGGAGCGCCCUCCAGGAGUUUCUCCCGGUGGACUACCUGCAGCAGAUGUUCAUGGCUGUGCACGAUUACACGAACCUCAGCUGGGCCGCAACCAUAUGCGUCAUGACUCUGUUCUUCAAGCUGGUCUCGUUGCCCAUAUGGUCGAACUCGGAGAGAAUCAGGAGGAUGAACGCGCACCUGAUGCCGAGGGCAAUGGAGCUGCAGGAGAAGGCCAAUCACGCGUUCGCCACCAAGAACGAGAAGCUGGCCCGAGAGACGCAGCGCCAGAUCUUCGAGAUGACCAGGGAGAACUCGUUUAUGAAGGGCAUGCUCGUACAGAUGGGCUCCACUGCGUUUCAGGGGCUGAUGUUCGGGACUGUUUACGGAGGCCUGCGACUCUUCGCAAUCAAUCCCACCUUCAGACCCGAUUUCACCUUCGAGUCGUGCCUGUGGCUUGACAGUCUCUGUCUGCCUGACCCGUAUUUUAUCCUCCCGAGCAUCUUCGGAAUCCUCAUGACUAUCGUGUUUGAGCACAACUUGUCGGUCAACUUCUCCGCCACUGAGGCCUCCAAAGGCACUGUAGUUUCCAACUUCCAGAACAGGCAGAAGUACAUGAAACUUGCCUCGAGGAUCGGCAUAAUAUUCUUCACGUUCUACGGGUUCACUAUGCCUAGCAGCGCCUUUUUCUACCUUAUUCCCAGCUUUCUGUUUCAGACGAUCCUCAGGUACUCGUGCAACCGCUUCGAGGUGGCUCGAUUUCUCGGCAUUCCCAUGCCAAUAGUAAAAAAGGCAAAGCCGCCUAAGCCAUAA